UCAGCUCGCCACAAGCAUCGGGGCACCCCUUUCUCCCAUCCUACGCUCUCACUCUCUUUCUUCAUUUCCCACCGUGCAGAGAGUCGACACGACACGACACCGACGACAACCGCGCGCCGCAUACAGAAGACGGCAUAAAACACAAGCGAGCAAGAGAGGAGAGUUGACCCGAAAAAAAAGUUGCAGCGCUCCUCCGCCUCGUGACGACCGGCCUUUUUUUUUUUUUUAAACCCCCCCUUUGAGGGCUCACGUUUGCCUGCGGGAAAGGCGAGCGGAAAAGAGAGAAGAAGAAGAACAAAAGAGAAAGAGGUAGGAGGAGAGAGAGACAGACAGAGAAAGAGAGAGAGGAAUAUCGCGAUGCGAUCAUCGGCUAUGCGCGCUGCGCUGCGCCCCGAGAUGCAGCGCGCGGUGGCGGCGAGGCUCAUGUCCACGUCGCGGACGGCCAUGACUGCUACGACGAUGGCGAAGGCGACGACAGGGAGCAGCAGCAGCAGCGGCAGCAGCAGCAGCAACAGUAACGGACCGCGGCGGCGGCGGGAUGCACACGGGCUCGUCGGCACGCCGUCAAUACGCAGAGCGCUCUUCUCGCACUCCGCCAGCGUGUCGUCGCCGUCGUCCUCGGCCGCCGAGGUCACAGAACCGCCAUCAGCAGCAUCGACAGCGCAACCCUCGCAGGAGCCAGACACCCUCUACGGCUACUUCCCCUCGACGCUCCCCGACGGGCCCCCCCCGCGCGGCCACUUCCCCAUCGACACGGCCCUCCUGCGGCGCGAGUUCCUCCGCCUGCAGGCCGCCCACCACCCGGACAAGCACCCCUCGGGCCCGGCCAAGGCCCUCGCCGAGCGCUCCUCGGCCGCCAUCAACCACGCCUACCGCACCCUCGCCGACCCCCUCCUCCGCGCCCAGUACCUCCUCGCCCUGCGCGGCGUCGACGUCGCCCACGACGAGGCCCUCCGCGCCGACGACCAGCCCGCCCUCCUCGCCGCCGUCAUGGACGCCCACGAGGCCAUCGAGGACGCCGUCCGGCCCCAGGACCUCGACCCCCUGCGCGGCGACAACGACCGCCGCGUCGCGCGCAGCGUGCGGCUCCUCGAGGACGCGUUCCGCCGGGACGACGUCGACGCCGCCAAGCGCGAGGCCGUCCGCCUGCGCUACUGGAUCAACAUUCGCGACAGCAUACACAACUGGGAGGAGGGCCGCCCCGUCGUGCUGCAGCACUGAUCUGGGUGUACUACUGCUACUACUACCACUUCCACCACUUCCACCACUUCCACCACCACCACCACCACUCCGUAGCACGACGACUACGUGCAAAUGCAGCGCAGCGCAUGUGUGCUGACCUGCUCCGUUGCCUGCCUGCCAGCCCGCUCCCUCUCGCCCGCGC
Messenger RNA from Purpureocillium takamizusanense, 1384 nucleotides. RefSeq lists its product as uncharacterized. Gene Ontology annotation, molecular function: ATPase activator activity; protein-folding chaperone binding. Gene Ontology annotation, biological process: [2Fe-2S] cluster assembly; protein complex oligomerization. Gene Ontology annotation, cellular component: mitochondrion. The record is from RefSeq and is a predicted model, not a curated record. The transcript has a single exon. Bases 358 to 1221 code for a protein of 287 amino acids. NCBI's taxonomy places the organism in Eukaryota, Fungi, Ascomycota, Sordariomycetes, Hypocreales, Ophiocordycipitaceae.